UGUGUGUGUGUGUGUGUGUGUGUGUGUGUGUGUGUGUGUAGGACUCAGCCGGUGAGUCUCUGUACAUGCUGUUCAGGGCCAUAAAACACCAGGUUGAUAAGGGCCCAGUGGAUGCUGUGACAGGAAAGGCCAAGUACACCCUGAAUGACAACCGUCUGCUGCGAGAGGACGUGGAGUACAAGACCCUGACGCUGAACGUGUUGGUGCAGAGUGGGGGGGUGAACGAGUCUCAGCCGCUACCCACCAAGGUGCUGGACUGUGAUACCAUCACUCAGGUGAAGGAGAAGCUCCUGGAUCAGGUGUACAAGAGCACCUCCUUCUCUCAUCGGCCCCACGCAGACUCUCUGGACCUGG
Molecule: messenger RNA, 354 nt
Organism: Austrofundulus limnaeus
Lineage: Eukaryota; Metazoa; Chordata; Actinopteri; Cyprinodontiformes; Rivulidae
Product: plexin-B1
Biological process (GO): semaphorin-plexin signaling pathway; negative regulation of cell adhesion; regulation of GTPase activity
Cellular component (GO): plasma membrane; semaphorin receptor complex
Molecular function (GO): semaphorin receptor activity
Source: RefSeq, a predicted model, not a curated record